This is a messenger RNA of Schistosoma guineensis, 2271 nucleotides long. Lineage: Eukaryota; Metazoa; Platyhelminthes; Trematoda; Strigeidida; Schistosomatidae. The record is from the annotation of a GenBank genome assembly.
AUGGACUGUUUCUAUGUUCAAGUUGAACAACGGGAAUUUCCUGAAACUAAAGGGAAGCCAUGUGUUGUUUCACAGUAUAGUGAGUGGAAAGGUGGAGGAGCUUUAGCCAUAAGUUACGAAGCCAGGGCUCUAGGUAUCAAGCGUGGGAUGUUUAGUGAUGAAAUUCGAGUUCAGCAUCCAGAAGUGAUUAUUUUCAAAGUUCCUGAGAAACGAGGUAAAGCAGAACUUACAAGAUAUCGGGAUGCGAGUUCUGAAGUGAUUCAGUGUAUAUCCGAAUUUACUAGCGAUAUUGAGAGGGCUAGUAUUGAUGAGGCCUACGUUGACUUAACUGGUAUCGUAGAUUCAGUUUUGGUCCAGGAUGACAAUUUGUCAUCACUGCAGCCCAAUCCAGAGUCUUACGUGUUAGUUAGUAGCGAUAUUGCUGAGGAGUCAAAGUUAGAACUUACCAAAACCAACUGUGUUUCUCUCAACGGUGUUGAUUGGAUCCAGUUGCUAGACUCUAAUUUUGCAGAAGGAAGGCGAUUAGCUGUAGCUUCUGAAUUGGUAUACCGCAUUAGACAGGCUGUAUUUACAAAAACAGGAUUUAGAUGUUCCGCUGGGAUUGGUCCAAAUAAAUCUAUCGCUAAAUUGGCAUGCAGUCUAAAUAAACCAAAUAAACAAACAAUUAUUCCGCAUGAAUCAAUUCCCAUUUUAUUGGAAAAUACUCAUAUAAGUAAAAUACGUAAUUUAGGUGGUAAACUUGGAAGUGCUGUUGUUAAACAAUUGAAGAUUGAAACACUUGGUCAGCUAAGUUCAAUUCCAUUGUCUGUACUCACAAAAGAAUUUGGUGAAAAAACAUCAAAAUGGCUUCAUGACUUAUCUCAUGGGAUUGAUCAUGAAGUAGUUACUACUCGAUCACUUCCAAAGUCUGUUGGUUGUAGUAAAAAUUUCCUUGGACGUGCAACACUUACAUCAAGUGAACAAAUUAAACGAUGGUUAUUGUGCUUAGCUGAAGAAAUAUUUGAAAGAUUAGAUGUUGAUUAUCAUCAACAUCAACGUUAUCCUACUCGAUUAAUUCUUUAUGCACGUACAACCAAUGAUCCAGGAUACAUUGGUGGGAUAUCACGUACACUUCCGUCUAAUCUUUUACAAUUCAUUGGUUAUGGAAAUCGAAGUAUCAUGAAUAAUGAUGAUGGAAAUUGUAGUAAUACUAGUGAUUUAGAUAACAAAUUACUUAGGUAUACAAGUCAAAUUGAAAAACUUGCAAAUACUGCUUUGGUCAUUUUAAAGGAAGUUCUUUUUAAAGGGGAAGCUCCGGAAAUAUGGGAUCCUGGUAUAAAUUCUUUAGGUCUUUCAGCUGGAAAAUUCUUAUCUAAUUCCUCUACUUCAAAUGUUGAUAUUCGAUCUUUAUUACAAAAAAAACAAAUAGAAUCUAUAAAAUAUGAUACUGUUGUUCAGCAAGAAUCAAUGGUAUCUAUUCCACCUGAAAAGUCUACAUCACCAUCUUUAGUUAAAUUGUCUUCUGAUAAUGAUGUUAAAAAUGAUAUAGUCAACAUUUCACCUGAUAGAAAACGUAAUUCUAAUGAUUCUACUGUAAAUAUUAACACAAAUAAUCUUUCAUUUUUUAAACGCUUGAGAGUCGCUGAAAUCUCAGCUCCAUUUCAUCCAACUCCAUUGAUUGACAAUCUCAAUAUUAAUAAUAAUACUACUAUUAAUGAUAAUAAUACAAGUGAGAAUAGGAAUUUUUUAUUAGUAGAAAAUCAAAGUGGAAAACUCAUUUCCAAUUCAAUAACACCACCACCACCAACAACAACCAAUGUACAAUUGCAUCAAUCAUUAGAACAGAAUAAAUCAUCCACAUUAGACGAUUCACCUUAUUUAGAAGUUGACUCAGAAUCACGUCAUUCAACAUCAACAACUUCAGAUUCGUCUAAUUUUUUCAAAUCAUAUUCAAUUGGUGAUUGGAUUAUUUGUGAUAAAUGUAAUUCACGUAUAUCUAUAUGGCAAUUACCAGAACAUGAAGAUUUUCAUAUAGCUCAACGUAUACAACAUGAAUGGUCAAAUAAGGAAGUUAAUAUAAAUACACCAAUAACAAAUACAAUAAUAACAAAAUCUAAUGAUACUACUAAUUCAAAUCAAGUAAAUAAUUCAUUAAUAAAUAAAAUAUCUUCCAAUCAAAAAUCAACUAAAAUCAAAUCUAAUUUAAAACAAUCAAAAUCAAUAAAAAAACAUCAAAAAUCAAUUAAAUCUAAUUCUGGAAGUUUAGAUCAAUAUUUUCAUAAAAUCCCUUAA